AUAGGAAUUAGUCACAUUAAGUUCGAAGAGAGUGAUUACAUACUGUAUUUACCGGAGUUUAAAGUAGAUAACCGAUCAGAAGUGAUAUUGAGAAACCUGAUUGCCCUGGAAAUCUGCUCCCAAGAUGAAGAGAAACCCAUUACAAGAUACGCCAUUCUUAUGAACGAUCUGAUUAAUACGAGUGGGGACGUGGGUAUCUUGAGGCGAGAGGGCAUCAUCACCAGCAAGCUUGGAAGUGACGAUGAGAUUGCACAGCUUUGGAAUUCUAUGAUAACAUCCACAGAAAUGCCCAGGUACGAUCCUAUUGACAAGGUUGCUGAAUCCAUAAAUGUUUAUCGCAAAAAGUGGUGGAAAAUUCUAUGGGCUCAGUUUAUCAUGGUUCACUGUUCAAAGCCAUGGUUGUUUCUAUCUCUUAUGGGAGGGUUUAUACUUUUAGGGUUAACAGCCAUCCAAGUAUUCUGUAUCUUUGAAUUGUGCCUACUCAAAUAGACACUUUGUCUUCUACUCUACUAUUCCGGCACAAGACAUAUAGUCUUUUACUAUUAUAGAUGCAUAGUAUUUGACAUAUCAUUUGGAUUAAUGAAGUUGAAGCGAGUAACUUAAUUGUUCUCAACAUUAAAUUU
Molecule: messenger RNA, 623 nt
Organism: Cryptomeria japonica (Japanese cedar)
Lineage: Eukaryota; Viridiplantae; Streptophyta; Pinopsida; Cupressales; Cupressaceae
Product: putative UPF0481 protein At3g02645
Exons: 1
Source: RefSeq, a predicted model, not a curated record